Messenger RNA from Erythranthe guttata (spotted monkey flower), 1683 nucleotides. It is a transcript of the gene KCS3, whose product is annotated as 3-ketoacyl-CoA synthase 3. Gene Ontology annotation, biological process: fatty acid biosynthetic process. The record is from RefSeq and is a predicted model, not a curated record. Gene Ontology annotation, molecular function: acyltransferase activity, transferring groups other than amino-acyl groups. NCBI's taxonomy places the organism in Eukaryota, Viridiplantae, Streptophyta, Magnoliopsida, Lamiales, Phrymaceae. Gene Ontology annotation, cellular component: membrane.
CUCAACUUUUUUUUGUUUCUCUCUCUACUUUCUUUCUUUCUCUCUCCUCUCCGAAAGACAAAUUAAAAACCAGAGGACAAAAAGAAGAAGAAGAAAUAAAAAAAAAAGCAAAUGGAACUCGUCGACGUUUUGUUCUACUCUCUCUUUCUUCUUCCUCUCUCUUACUUCCUAUGGAGGCUCUUCGACCGCCGGAGAAACCAAUCCUGCUACAUCCUCGACUACGAGUGCCAGAUGCCGCCGGAGGAUAGGAAGCUUUCCACCAAAUUCUCCGGCGAGAUCAUCAUCCGUAACAAGCAGCUCCGGGUCAACGAGUACAAGUUUCUUCUCAAGGCAAUCGUCAGCUCCGGCAUCGGGGAGGAGACGUACGGCCCGAAGAUGGUGUUCGACGGCCGGGAAUCCUCGCCGUCGCUCGCCGACGGGAUCCUGGAAAUGGACGAGUUCUUCACCGACACCAUCGACAGGCUGUUCAAGAGGACCGGAAUCCACCCGUCGGAGAUCGACGUGCUCGUGGUCAACAUUUCCAUGAUCGCCACGCUACCUUCUCUCUCCUCCAGGAUUGUGAACAUGUACAAGAUGAGAGAGGAUAUCAAGGUGUACAACCUCACCGGAAUGGGGUGCAGCGCCAGCUUGGUCUCCGUCGACAUCGUACGGAACAUCUGCCGGAAUCAGAAGAACGUGCAGGCGCUGGUGGUUACGUCGGAGUCGCUGAGCUUGAACUGGUACAACGGCAACAACAGAUCCAUGAUUCUCGCCAACUGCCUCUUCCGCACCGGCGGCUGCGCCAUGAUCCUGACGAACAAACCCUCGUUGAAGCACAGAGCCAUGUUCCGCCUCAAAACCCUAGUCAGAACCCACCACGGCGCCAGGGACGAGUCGUACGGCUGCUGCGAGCAGAAGGAAGACGAAAAGGGCUUCGUCGGCAUCUACCUCGGCAAGAAUCUCCCCAAAGCCGCAACCCGAGCAUUCGCCGACAACCUGAAAGUCAUCGCCCCCAAGAUCCUCCCGGUGCGCGAGCUCCUCCGCUUCGCGGCGGUGCUGAUUUUCCGAAAACUCCGCCAAAAAUGGAGCAAGGCCGCCGCCGCCGCCGCGGCGGCGGCGGCGCGGCCGAUGAUAAACUUCAAGACCGGGGUGGACCAUUUCUGCCUCCAUACAGGUGGGAAGGCGGUGAUAGAUGGGGUGGCGCAGAAUCUAGGGUUGAGUGAGUAUGACGUGGAGCCGGCGAGGAUGACGUUGCACAGGUUCGGGAACACGUCAGCAAGCAGCGUGUGGUACGUGCUGGCGUACAUGGAGUCGAAGAAGCGGUUGAAGAAAGGGGACCGGGUUUUUAUGAUAAGCUUCGGGGCCGGGUUUAAAUGCAACAGCUGUUUGUGGGAGGUGAUGAGGGAUUUGGAGGGCAAAAACGUCUGGGAAAAUUGUAUUGACAGGUACCCUCAGAAGAAUCUCGCCAAUCCAUUCCUGGAGAAGUUUGGAUGGCUUCACGAAAAAGAUGGCGACACGUAUUCCAUUCCCGAUGAUUACGUAGUACCUGAAUGAAUUAAUUCUUCUUUUUUUUUUCUUUUUUUCUUUUUUUCUUUUUUCUUUUCUUACUAUGCAGUACUCUGUGUUAUGAUAUUAUAUUUUUACAUUUGAUCGUAUAGCAUUUCCAUAUAGGUUUGAUUAUAUAAAUUUUUGCUUUUUGAUCUU